Messenger RNA from Salvelinus sp. IW2-2015, 1758 nucleotides. The record is from RefSeq and is a predicted model, not a curated record. NCBI's taxonomy places the organism in Eukaryota, Metazoa, Chordata, Actinopteri, Salmoniformes, Salmonidae.
UAAAAUGGGCAACAGAGCCAACUGGAGUCCAACACCAGAGUGUGAAGAAUUGAAAUGUAAAUUAUCAUUGCCACCAACAAGAGGAACCAGUUACACACCUGCUGACAGAAAUCUGUUCUUGCCUGGAUAACAUGUGGUGAUCCACGUGACCCUCUUGUGAGUUCUCCCUACCGCUGGCAGCGGGGUCAAUUGGGAGGAACUCAGCGUUACAACUGUAGAACCGGAUUUAAAACCACAAAUGCCCGRGGUGUUGCCACAUGCACAAGUGAUGGCUUCUGGACUCCAGAACCACUCUGUGAAGACAUAACAUGUGACAAGCCAGAUAUCCCAAAUGCUGUGAUUAAAGACCCAAAAACAAGAUACAUAUUCAAUGAUCAGCUCACUUAUGAGUGUAAGAUGAAUUAUGAACUAUUGGACAGUACUACCAGCUCUACUGCUACCUGUACAACAAAUGGCUGGACCAAGACACKUGGCUGUAAAGAAAUAGAGGGAGCAUGUAUCAACCCCACUGUGAUGAAUGGAUUCAUAGUGUUGAAUCAUAGUGUGAAUGUUGAUCCCAGGAAUMGCAAGAUAUACUAUUCCUGCAAUGGUGGGUUCAAACCCUCUACCGGGGGUUGGUGGGGUGAAGCCACAUGUACUGAGGGAACAUGGUCUGGAAUAUUAGAGUGUAUUGGAAAAGAGAGAUGUUGAAGAUGUUAUUACAGAGGUGUCCUAUCAAUGCAGCAGACAGUAUACUCUGAGUUUCACAGGUAGCAUCAGAUGUCAGAAUGGAAAAUGGCCGAGCCCUCCAAAGUGUUUACGGCCUUGUGAGAUUUCCACUUUUGAUGCAGAGUACAAUCUAAAGAAUUUACCCAAGAAAGAUUAUAUUGCGCACGGUGAAAAAAAGACUCUCCAUUGCAAAGAGGGAUAUUACCAUGAAUACAAACGUUUUGUACAGAAAAUAGAAGAAAUUGAGGUGAAAUGUGAUGAUGGAGAGAUACAGUAUGGAGAACACAUACCUAUAUGUAGCCAUCGUAGGUAGAUGAUGAACAUAAUGGAGUCAUGAUGUUCCCUCCAUCAAAUUCAAGAAUCCUUGCAAAGCCGCCUUUAUAUGCAAGGAGAAGACCCAUUUGCUUUUGUGGUGUCUUUGUCGCUUGUUUAAUUUAGGUUUAGAAAAAAGGUGAGCCAGCCAGUAAUGGAAUACAUGUAGUGUCUUUUUCAACAUUUGACAUUGUAUCAUCAUUGUAAAAAAAAUAACAGUAUCUUUCAAAGCAUAUCAGUCUCAGCUUCACUAUAAUAACAGUACAGCUAUCUAAAGCUAGACUAAAGUGGUACAUUUGUUGUAUUAGUACAAAGUGAUGUGAUUGUGUGAAUAUCCUUCUAUCAAGUUUAUAAAUUGCCUGGCUGGGCUGAUGAGACAGUGGAUUGCGCAGUCAGUUGGAACAGAGUAAAUAGGCAUUUUAACAUCAUAGAUUUAGCCGGUGGUAGCUUGUGGAAUAGGCACCGGCUGGAAUGCGGUCUUAACCAAUCAGCAUUCAGGAUUAGACCAACACGCUCUAUAAUGUGUGAAUAUUCUCCUGUAUCUCCCAGCUGUGUGAUUCAUAAUCUGAAGGUGUAAUAAGUGAACAACUGUUGUUAUGAUUGUCCUUAUCAAGGAAGACAAUAAAGUUGUGGAAAAGAGAUGACACGUUGUCUCCAUGAGUCUUUACAAAGCAGAAUAAGAUGAUUUACAGAUGUUAACCUAACAAAUACACAUUAAAGCUGACAAACUAUUUCUCA